Molecule: messenger RNA, 1679 nt
Organism: Ipomoea nil (Japanese morning glory)
Lineage: Eukaryota; Viridiplantae; Streptophyta; Magnoliopsida; Solanales; Convolvulaceae
Product: 3'-N-debenzoyl-2'-deoxytaxol N-benzoyltransferase
Exons: 3
Coding region: 189-1523 (444 amino acids)
Source: RefSeq, a predicted model, not a curated record
CGGCCAGAACACCAACUCCGCCCCAACUACCACCCACUCUUCAUCCAUGGCGGCUCGAAACUGGAUAAAUCCUUCUCUUUAAAGAAAGACUUAACAUCCUCUUCUCAAAACAAGGGAAAUCUUAUCAAAUCGAUUAAUUCACUCACUACAAGAAGCGAGAAAUCGGUUCUUCAUCGCAAGGAUUAAUCAUGGAAGUUCACAUCCAGGAAACCGUCACGGUUCACCCCGCAACUCCGCCGUUCUCCGACGACCACGUCCUCCCUCUGUCCCACCUCGACACCGACCGGAAUCUCAACGUCAUCUUCCGUUACCUCCGCGUUUACGUCAACAACGAGUCCAAGGAUGCCGACCCGUUCGAUGUGGUCGUUUCCUCCCUCUCCGCCGCCCUCGUGCGGUGGUACCAGUUCGCCGGGACUCUCCGCCGCCGUGCCCACGACAACCGCCUCGAGCUUCAUUGCCUGGCCGGCGGCGGCGUGAGGGUGGCGCGUGCCAAAGUUGAUUGCGCGUUGAGCGCCGUUAACUACCUCGACGACCCGGACGAGAAGUUCGUUGAGAAAUUGGUACCCGGCCCGACCAUCGACGAGGCGCUGACCCACCCGUUUACCCUGCAGAUAACCCGGUUCGCUUGCGGCGGGUGGGUCAUGGGCACCGCCGUGCACCACGCCAUGUGCGACGGGAUGGGCGCCACGCUUUUCUUCAAUGCCAUGGCGGAGGUGGCUCGCGGGGAGGAGUUUACGGUUGAACCGGCGUGGAACCGGGCGGCUUUGCUCGGACCGAGGAACCCGCCCCGGGUUGAUUUUCCGGUUGAUCAGUUCUUGAGCUUGGAUAAAGACUCGGUCCCGUACGCCCACUCCGGUAAACCGGCGGCUCAGGAGUUUUUUGAAAUGAAGGACGAGUGGUUGGACCGGCUCAAAGCCGCUUUACAUGAACAAUCCGGCUCAAAAUAUACUACCUUUGAAGCUUUGGGUGCAUUCAUAUGGCGAGCAAGUGUAAAGGCGUCAAAGAUCCCGGAAGACGAAACGGUGAAAUUUGCGUACCAAACAAACAUAAGAAGAAAGGUGAAACCCGCGCUGCCGUUUGGGUACUGGGGCAACGGCUGCGUCCCCAUGUACGUCCAGCUCGCCGCCAAAGACCUCAUCGGACAGCCGCUGUGGAAGACGGCGGAGCUAAUCAACAAGAGCAAAUUCAACACCACCGACGACUACGUCCGCUCCUUCAUCGACUUCCAGGAGCUGCACUUCCAGGACGGCAUCACGCCGGGGAACCGCGUCAGCGGCUUCACCGACUGGCGCCACAUCGGCCACGCCACCGUCGACUUCGGCUGGGGCGGCCCCGUCACGGUGUUCCCCCUCACCAGGCACCUGCUCGGCGGGGUGGCGCCGUGCUACUUUUUGCCCUACUCCGCCGCCGGCGAAGGGAAGAAGGAUGGGUUUAAGGUGUUGGUGUACGUGCAGGAGGAAGCCAUGCCGGCCUUCAAGGAAGAGAUGGAGAAACUCUCCGGCAAUGAGCUUAUACUUUCUUAGUAAUAUUAUGUGUAAUUUUAAUUAAUUUUAAUUUACUCUGAUUUUUACUUUUUCUUUUCUUUUCUUUUUACAAUAAAACUAAAUAUGUUAUAUGUGGCCCCAACCGCCCAUUUUUACUCCUACCAGUAUACUUAUAAUUUUUCAAUAAAAAAGGGU